Molecule: messenger RNA, 939 nt
Organism: Belonocnema kinseyi
Lineage: Eukaryota; Metazoa; Arthropoda; Insecta; Hymenoptera; Cynipidae
Product: zinc finger protein 160-like
Exons: 3
Coding region: 1-888 (295 amino acids)
Biological process (GO): regulation of transcription by RNA polymerase II
Molecular function (GO): DNA-binding transcription factor activity; RNA polymerase II cis-regulatory region sequence-specific DNA binding
Source: RefSeq, a predicted model, not a curated record
AUGUAUGAUAGUGAUUAUUCGUACGAGCUGUACUUUCGUCGACAGUAUUCGAGGAGUAAGUCAAAGAAAUUAGAAGGAAGGCAAGAUGGUGGAUCCUAUUCUUCUUCUCACAAUCAUUCUAGCGCCGGGAUAUUCAUUAAAUACGAAGUAGACGAAACGUUGGAAAUCAAUGAUGAAAUCAUCCAUGAUCAAGAGGCAACAGGUGAAAAACGUGAUAAAAAAUAUCAGUUCGAACUGUGUACCGUAAAUACACGAGAAACUGACAUUUUGGCUGCUGGAAACAAUCGGUGGACCUUUAACAAACGGAAAAUCGCGGAAUCAGAACAGAAAUUAGAAAAAAGAUACAAAUGCGACAAGUGUGCUCGAACCUAUAAAUACAAAUGUAAUUUGAUUACACACCAAAAAAACGUAUGCUGCGGCAGACAUUUCAGAUGUACAUUUUGCGGCAAAAGGUUUAUACGGAAAUCUAAUUUUACUCGCCAUGUGGAUUCUGCACAUAAAUCUUUAGAACAUGCAACAGUUGAACAAUUUACUUGCAAUUUUUGCGGUUACAAAUCCAAUAGAAAAUGUCACCUGGAAACACACAUAACUGUUCGCCACUUUCAGGCAUUGAAAAAAAGGUAUAAUUGCAACAUAUGUUCUCGAAGCUACACUACUAGAAGUUCUUUAAAUCGACAUAAACGAAUAGAACAUGCCGCUGUCAAACCACAAUUCAUUUGUGAUUUUUGCGGACAUAAAGCGAACAGGAAAUGUUACUUGGCAGAACACAUUACUCAUCGCCACUUACAGACAUCGACCCAAAGGCUUAAUUGCGACAAAUGUUCGCGAAGUUACACUCAAUCAAGUGCUUUAAAUCGGCAUAAACGUUUAGAUCACGCAGCAGUCUAACCACAAAUUCUUUGCGACUAAUUUAAAUAGAAAACUAAUUUAAAAAGUAAC